Thyridium curvatum is the source of this 2718-nucleotide messenger RNA. RefSeq lists its product as uncharacterized. The coding region runs from base 1 to 2718 and encodes 905 amino acids. The transcript is spliced from 4 exons. The record is from RefSeq and is a predicted model, not a curated record. Gene Ontology annotation, biological process: DNA-templated transcription; regulation of DNA-templated transcription. Gene Ontology annotation, molecular function: zinc ion binding; DNA binding; DNA-binding transcription factor activity, RNA polymerase II-specific. Lineage: Eukaryota; Fungi; Ascomycota; Sordariomycetes; Thyridiales; Thyridiaceae.
AUGACGACUACCGAGAAGCCCCUGGCUUCAGCCGCGAAGGCUCCCGGUGCAGCGACAGAGAAGCCGACGACGGCCUCACCCGCCUCCAAGGGCGCAGGAGUACCGCCGCUGAGGAAAAAGAGCUCGGCGUCGACAUCAUCGGUCGGAGACGCCAAGGACAAAGACAAGGACAAGGACAAGAUCACCAAGCGCCGCGCCGCGAGGGCCUGUGUCAGCUGCCGAGCUCGCAAGGUCCGCUGCGACGUCGUCGAGGGAGCACCAUGUGGCAAUUGCAGAUGGGACAAUGUCGAAUGCAUUGUCCAGGAGAGCCGCCGUCGCAACGGACCCCGGUCCCGUCCUGGUCACAGGAAAAACAUCUUUACUGCUUCGAAUGGAGCGGGGCACGUGGCCGGAGGUGCCGAGGCACUGCGGGCGAAACCGCUCAGCGCCAACCCAAUCAGCAUCACGAGCGCUGACCUGCGCAAACCGAGUACCGCGACGACCAUCUCCAUGACGGGCAUUGAAAACUCGGCCGCCGGCGGUGGAGCUGCGCCCCUGAUGGACGGGAUUGAUGGUCAUAUGCCCCAUCUCAUCUAUCAGCGCCAGAAUGGAUUCCAGCCGGAUACUGCGGCCUUGCUGUCCAAGCUUGGCGACGCCAGCAACCCCCAGCUGCUCUGGUCGAAUCCCGUGCUCAACCAGACAUCCUUGUUUGGCGACCUGCGUACCAAUCAGUUCCUAAACUCUCUAGAAGAGCCUGACUUGGACGCCCAACUGCCAGCGUUCAUCAAGCCGCUCCCCUCCAAGAUCGCAGCCGAGGAUGAGAAGUACCUCAAGACCAAGGGAGCUCUCACCCUCCCUAGCCUGUCUCUGCAGAGCGGGCUCUUGAAGGCCUACAUUGAGUUUGUACAUCCGUACAUGCCCAUCAUCGAACUGCAUGACUUCCUGGCGAUUGUCAAUUCCCGAGAAGGCUUCCAUGGCCAAGUCAGCCUGUUCCUUUACCAGGCUGUCAUGUUCUCGGCCACGGCCUUUGUCGGAACAAAGUACCUGAAAGAAGCGGGAUACUCGAGUCGCAGGGCCGCGCGGAAAGACUUUUUUACCAAGACCAGGCUGCUCUACGAUUUCGACUACGAGUCUGACAGGCUCGUCCUCGUGCAAGCGUUGUUGCUGAUGACGUAUUGGUACGAAACUCCCGAUGACCAGAAGGACACUUGGCAUUGGAUGGGCGUUGCCAUCUCUCUGGCGCACACAAUCGGACUGCAUCGCAACCCUGCCAACACCAACAUGGCUCCACGCAAGCAAAAGCUCUGGAAGAGGAUCUGGUGGUCAUGUUUUAUGCGUGAUCGCCUGAUCGCUCUGGGCAUGCGCCGACCCACAAGGAUCAAGGACGAGGAUUAUGAUGUGCCCAUGCUGGAGAUGGCGGAUUUCGAAAUCGAAGUGCUUGCCAGCGACAACCAGAUCAUUCCGGCUGAGUGCCUGACGAUCCGCGAUAUCAGCAUGCAACAACAGCUCGCCGAGAUGUGCGUGCAGAAGACGCGGCUGUGUGUGCUGGUGAGCCAGAUGCUGAAGGCGCAGUACUCUGUGCUCAUCAGGGAUCCGGCCAGGCCGGACCAGACGACCAACAGCACCAUGAUGCUCUUCCCGAACAAGACGCUGGAGAACGUGGGCAAUGUGAACAUGGUCGACCUCGAGCUGACCAGCUGGCUCGAGGCACUGCCGCCUUCGUGCAAGUAUCGCCCCAUCACGUCAGAAGAGGUCAAGAAGGGCCAGGCAGCCCUCGCGGUGCAGCGUAGCCUCCUCCACAUGGUCUACUACACGACCAUCUCGGCUCUGCACCGCCCGCAGUUCCUGCCUUCGUCUCCUCUCCAGCAGCCCAGCAUCUCGCGCCAGAUCCAGGAGAUGUCUCGCAUGCGGGUUCGAGACUCGGCCAACCAGAUCACCAACAUGGUUGCUGAGCUGCACAAGUACCACCUGGAGAAGUUCCUGCCGACAACCGGCGUGACGGUCAUCCUUCCGGCAAUGAUCAUCCACCUGCUCGAGAUGAAGAACCCCCUCUCGGAGACGCGGGAGAGGGCCACCAGGGGGUUCCAGCAGUGCAUGCAGGUCAUGGUGCAGCUCCGAGAGAUUUAUGCGGCUGCCGAUUUCGCCACGGGAUUCUUGGACGCCGCGCUGCGAAAGGCCUCGAUCGACAUGGCCGGCAUCGACAACCAACAAGCCACCGCGGCGGCGGCGAGCCUGAACCUCGGCAACCUCAUGGCCCAGCAACAGAACGCCGAGGACCUCUCAACGCCGCCGCCCGAGAACGCGCCGUACCUCAACUCGACCGAGGUCAAGCUGUACCAUUCUCACCGCUCGUAUAUGCAGAAGACGGGCUCGACAUCGGUGGCACCCGACGGGGCGGGACACUCGCCGCCGCCGACGGAGAAGGACCUCGACUCGGCGGUCGGGCUGACGCCGUCGGCCAGCGGGUCGUCAGAAGGCGGCAUGGUGGACGGCGAUUUCGGCAUGGGCCAGGAGUCGAUCGAUUGGAACGCCGUGUCCGGCACCAACCUGGACUUUGACCAGUGGCUGCAGUUCCCGGCCGAGGGCGUCAACAACACGGACGAUGCCUUUAUGGGCAUGUUCGAUGCCGGCGAGGACGCCGGCCACCAGGCUCUGCCGACCCAGACCCUGUCGUGGGCCGGGACGGCGGACGACAAGAUGGACAUUGAUGGGCAGGCGGGACUUCCCAUCCUUGCGUGA